Molecule: messenger RNA, 222 nt
Organism: Arabis nemorensis
Lineage: Eukaryota; Viridiplantae; Streptophyta; Magnoliopsida; Brassicales; Brassicaceae
Source: the annotation of a GenBank genome assembly
AUGAAAACACAUAGCCAAAGUCCAGAUUCUGCAUGUAAAGACACUAAGAAACACGGUCUCUUUACCUUUUUGGACAUUGUUGUUCAUCAGUAUCGAAGGCUUUACUCCAUUUCUGCAUUCGACAUAAUCCGAGGACAAGGGCACAAGAUUAACAGAUGGUGGAAUCUCAUCCUCAAUUCCAUUUGUACCAAUAAGAAACCAUUUGACUAUGGAAUCUCCUGA